Messenger RNA from Gallus gallus (chicken), 8831 nucleotides. It is a transcript of the gene LAT2, whose product is annotated as linker for activation of T cells family member 2. NCBI's taxonomy places the organism in Eukaryota, Metazoa, Chordata, Aves, Galliformes, Phasianidae. The transcript has 13 exons. The record is from RefSeq and is a predicted model, not a curated record. Gene Ontology annotation, biological process: calcium-mediated signaling; B cell activation; B cell receptor signaling pathway. Gene Ontology annotation, cellular component: plasma membrane. Bases 7311 to 7976 code for a protein of 221 amino acids.
GUGGGAGGAGGGAGGGGGAAGCUGGAGCUAAGGGGGAGAGAGCACAUUGUUUGAGAACAAAACCUGGAUCUAUAACACUGAAGUAUGGAUACAUCCAAUGCAUGAGAAACAUGGGCCCCUAAUACUAGUGCUGACAGCUUUCAGGUAAAAGAACUAGCACUCCAAAGUUCUUGGAAGCAUGGCUGCUUCACUGCCAGCGUAGCUGCUAGUGGUGAAUUUCUUCUCUAAAGUUACUUUUGUAAUGUCAGAGUCCCAGCAACUCACAGAACUACUCUUUCCUUCCUUCCUGUCACUUAAUCUGCUUCUGAGAUAAGAACCAUUUGUCUAACACUAAUAAUUAAUUUAAGACAGACAUGCAUUUGUGUGGUUGUAUUCCAAAUCAAUAAUUGACCUAUUUACAUCCUCAACGUGGAAAAGAUUUUAAGAACAAAUUCCCAUAUAAAAUUCACCUCCAGUCAAGACAAUUGACUUUUAAAUGUUUAAAAAAAAAAAGAACAAAAAAAAAAAAGAAAAAAGAAAAGAAUUCCAAACACUUAACACAUUCUGCUUCGUAACAAAAUAAAUUUAUGGAUAUGGUAUUUUGUGAAUGAUCUUUUAAAUAAAAGAAAACAUUAAGUAAUAUUUAACACUGGUCUUUAUUUGAGUCUGCUAUAGCUUGUGUCCAUCUCCCCCUCCAAAGUUCUUUAACACUGUAUUAAUUUGGAAGUAACAGACACUUAAAUAAGGGGGGGUUGGAAAGAAGGGGAGAAAUAUAAUGUAGACGAGUACCAGACUGUAGUACUAGACAAAGCUAGACUGUAGGAGACAGUGAAGUAAAAAUCACGUAGAAGAGGAAGCAAGCUCAAGUUUUGUCCUGUGGCUUCGAGUUCUGUUGCAAAGGCUGCAGGGCAGAAUUUGGAAGUAUUUAAGCUUGUACUUCCUAAAGCUCUUGGUGACGUUUCCCAGCAGCUGAGUUCUGCUGCUCUCUGAAAACGGUGCCCUGUGUGGUGAAGGGCAAAAUGUGUAUGCUUUGAGUUGGAGUAGUGCUUUUUAAUGUGGUGUGUUUGGUAAGGCAAAAUAAAUAGAUCAGCUUGCUGUUUUUCUGCCUGGUUUCUCCCAGCCUUACUUGAUCUGUUUCCUGCUGGAUGUAACUGUUAAUGAUGUUGUUGCCCUGUGUCUUUGAAGUAUAUGCAUACUGCAGGGUAAGUUAAAAGCCAUGUGUUUAGUUUUUAAUUGAAGAAAUGAGCUUUGGCCUUCCUACUGAUUUUACCGCUUUCCAUAGUAUGAAAUGAUGGGAAUUGUUUGUCUUCCAGCUGUUCAGUCUGCUCUGUAUCCUCAAACUUGCUAUCCUGACAGCUUGAGCAGAGGAUCCAAAUCCCUCUCACAAGUGACUUGCUGAGGCAGGCUGUACAAGCACUGACUGUCCUAUGUGGCUCAUCUCAGACGCAGAAGGGCUAAUUGGCUGGAGAUGGCAUCCUUCAGCUGCUUCCACAAGGCUUGCUCAUAGUUGAUCUUUCAAACGUUAUUAUGGUGGCAAUAAUUUCAUUACUCUGCAUGGGUUUUUUUUUGUAGAAGUAGCACUGAUUUGUGAGGGGAGGAAAAAAGCUCAUCCCAUUCAAGUUCUCUACCCGCUGACCUUUCACUCAUAAGUUCUCUACUAGUGAAAGCAGCCUCAUCCCAAAAUAGUCUGGUUUUAAUGGUUCAGAUACGUAAAUCUGCGUUGCUUGGUUUCCUUUGGGUUGUUCUACCUUAUGUCAACAGUUAAAAAAAAACUGUUUAAUUUCCAUAUGAUUGGGUUGUUUAAGUUCUGUAAGAGGAAACGAGAUGACUCCCAGCAGCAAAGAACAGCUCAAGCUGUAGUGCUUCCUUUCGCCUGCCCCUUAAGGCUUGACCUGGAAAGGCUCCUUAAGGCAACCUUAACCUUAAGGCAAAGCCUCGAGCAGGAGGUUGCUGCACUGGUAACAAGUGGGUAAAACACUUUGUGGCUCUUCGUGUUCUCACUGAGUAAUUUCUAGUAGCAGUGUAGAGCUGUUGGUUUCUUUUCCCAGCUUGAACUUAAAAAUAAAGAAAACUGUAAUCAGGAAGGCAGUAGUUUUGAUACUGAAAUGGAAUUAAACGGCACUGCUAUGCUGCUGCACAGAGAGCUUUGCGUUCCUCCAGUUUGGUUGCAGGUUGAAGAGGCUGCUGUGGUGUGCAUUUAAUGUGCUGCAAAGCUGUGCUGUCAACCACCAGCAGCAAGUAAGCACAGCUCCGUGCCUGGGGGUUGUCCCGAGAGCUGAACCACCACCCGUUAACUUAACAGCACCCCGGUGGGCGCUGUGUUGUGGUCGUAAGUGCUGUUCUGGUGGCUGAGGAGAUGGGUGGGGGAUGUUCAGCUGUUCAGAUAAUGAGCUGGUGGCUGAGUCCAGUGAAGCUGUGCCCUCGGGGCUGCCUGACUUCACUUUGUGAAGUGUCAGUGAGGUGGUAGAUACGCUGGUAUGACUGAGGAGCUGCUGUGCCGACACUGAAGUUCUGUUAGGUGCACUGCAGCUGGCUGUGGUUGAGAGUUCCAGCCUAGGCUCGCAGUCCUGGGGCCAUUAUGAGUGGUGCUGAUAUUUUUACAACCUGUCCUGUGAGUUCUGUUAUAGUUUCAAUAACGACUUUAGCACAUAGCCUGCUGGGAGCAUUGCUACCUGUAGUGAUAGCUGCUGGCUUUGUCUUAAGGCAGAUAAGGUCUUGAAAAUUUUAGAGCAAAUUCUAUUACAUUUUUUUUAAUCAUUUUUAAUACUUUAGUAAUCAAGCUGGUAAAUCUUGAAAAGCAUAUAUAACCACUUUGUCAGAGCAUGGUAAAUUUCACAGCUGCUCUUGUCCCACUGGCUGCUUUCAACAGGAGCUCUUUGCGGUGACUCCUCCAGGCCUGUCCACGUUCACCUUGGGUGAAUGUGCACUUUGAAGCCAGGUAUGGAUGGCUGAUUUUCUAACCUUGCAUCACUCCUUCUCUGUGUGUGGAAGUGCAUCUCAUGGUUGCUCAGAUGCUUUCAGCAAGAACGCAGUUGGUAAGCUUUCAUCCCAGGGCUCUGAAGGACUGAGGCUGUUGGUGUGCAUCCUGACGUGUCCCAGCACAGGGUCAGUCACCGCUGCAGUUCUCAGGCGUUCCUUCUGGAUUGGAUUUGUGGGAUGCAGUUUCAUAGGUGAUGGUUGUCUGAAAUGUUUAGAAGGAAGAAUUUCUGUGGCCGAAGGGGAAUUUGAUUUCCAGCUGAGACUGGAAUGUUCUAACCUGGUAGAAUCCCUCCUUGUGUAUGCCACUUAUCCCACUGCAAGAUUGCACGGAAUCAAGUAUAUUUGAAGCAGCAGAGGGUCAUCUUUCAGUGGGUACAUGCAUUUUACAUUUAUAUAUUCUGCAGUUUUGUUUUUCUGUGAUACUGUUUGCUAUAGUGAUAUUAAAGCAGGCUGAACGUGGGCAUUUAAAGCAGUGUAAUCAUAUCCGUUGACUUUGCUUUCUGAAACGGUUGGAUCCUGUAGUGACUCUCAAGCCUGGUGCACGUUAGUAAUAGCAAUGUCCUGCUGAUGUUCUGGGCCAACUGGAGAAAUGUCCUACCAAAGCUCCACGUGUGCAGCUUGCAGCUUUUCUGCUCCUCAGGGGCUGUGCAGGAGCCCUGCUGGUGUCUGCUCGCUGCUGUGCAAAGCUCAGAUGGACACAAGGAAUGGAGAUCAGGUUCUGGCUGCACAUGCAGUGUUAUGGUAUGCAUUCAGUGUCACAGUGUCGCUGUUAUUAGGUCACAGAUCACGUUCCUCAUGUUACUGUAGCUGUUCGGGUUACUCAAUCGAAAGCAUUUUAGGGUUUCCUGUUCCAUAGCUUUUUCCCUUGGCUGAAUGACUCUGUGGCUCUGCCUGCUCCUUGCGGGCUGAUUUUAACUUCAGCUUCCCUCGUUUCUGUCCCCAUUGCAGCAAAGUGUGUCCGAGGGCUUUAAGGACCUCCAGAUCUCUUACAGAAACACGCUGCUUACCUGUAAGUUCAUGCACUCUUGUGUAAAGCUCUACAGCACCCCAGGGUUGGUGUCAUUGCUGGGAACAUUGCUGGUUGCCACCUUGCUGCCCAGUAGGUUUCAGCCAGGUUAGUGUUCAUCGUGGCAGGGAUUUCCUUCCCACUAUGAGAUUGUUUUGUUAUGUCACCGUGCUCCCAAAAUCUGCCUCUUCCUUUUGAACAAACCAAAAAAAAAAUCACUGAGUACCUCUAUGAACCCCUGCAAAACCUGUACUGUAACGAACCUGUACGAUUUGUAUCGCUGUACAAAACUCCAAUAAAAGCAUUCAAACCUUCUAGGUUUUGUGUUCAAAUAGCAGAAUUAUUUUGUCUCCGUGGAUGAACUGAGCAGGAUGAGAAUGGGAGGAAGCCUUGAAGCAUCGCAGGGUUACUCAGGGUUGGUCUUUGCAAGCGUUGCUUGGGCAGGUUUUUGUCGAGCUCCUGGAGCUCAGAGCUGUGAGCUUCCUUUCCACUGGGUGGUAGCAGCAUGUAUCUGUGGCUGUCACAGAGCUGCUUUCGGUUUCAGCGUGGUGAGAUCGGAUUUGCAGCGGGGCGUGCAGCUGGGGCACGGUGGGAGGUGGCACUUCCCCUUUAGCAGAGGAAAUGCUCCUACAACUGCAGCUUAGAGGAAAGCUGCUGCUUGUCCUUCACAAAAAUGUGCUCGCGCUGCUUUAGCAGGACAGAAAACUUCCUCCAGGUUGUGACUUCCAUUAAAGCUGCCGUGAAAACCUAGCUGAGCUCAUGGUCAGAAUGAGGCACGUGCCUACUGUGGUCCCAGGGCUUUCGUUUCCACGCUGAUCCCUCACAGUGUUGAUAGCUCUUUGCUCACAAAGCCGAAUGAGCUUUGGGAAAGAGCCUGUAGAACUUUGCUCAGGAUUUGCAGCACAGGGCCUGCAGAACGUUCCUGCAGAACGCUGGGUUUGGGUCAUGCGUUGUUUUCUCAUCAUCGUUUCCCCAUUCAACGUUAGUCAUUAAAGCAGAUGCAGCUUGUCUGUGAUCAGAGCCCACCUUCGUCGGAGAGGGCAAUGGGACGGUAAGCUGGGGAGGCUAAAAACUGCAUUCCCACAGCCUCUCUGGGGCCCGAGGUCUUUCUACAGCUGCUCAGCUAUGUGUGAAAAAGGAGAAGAAAGAAGAGGGUUUGGUUGAGUUGGUGAAGCGGGCUGAAGGUAAGCGUUGGGUGUUUGCUCACAGGAGAAGGAGGGAAGCCGAGAUGGUUACGCUCUGGAAAAGGACAAAGACGGAGCUGUAGGGUGGCAUUUCACGUAAUUCAUUGCGGUGGGUGAAGGGAACGGAAGCUGGCCGGCUGUGUUAGGUCAGGAAGGACAUAGAAAUGGGCAUGAGAGCAGCAGUGCAAAAGGACUGAUGUCUUCGGAUGGCAUCCCUCUGCCCAGGGCUGCUGCAGUGAGGCUAGGACCACACUGCUGCUUUGAAUGGUUGCUUUGCUGUCCUUUGUGCUGCUCUUUGGGCACGGGGCAGCUUCCAUCUGCUCUACUGCAGCUGAGCAGUCGUUCCAGGGGACAAUCCAUGCGUAACGCAGGGCCUUUGCUGCAGCCCGUGGCAAUGUGGGGAUGUCCACACUGAGGCAGUCAUCUCUGAAGCUCUGGGACAGCUCAGGGGGCGGUAAGUGGGUAAACAGGACUGUUUUAGCACUGACUGUUCCUAAUAAAACUUCUGAUCUGAAAAGGAGGAACUGUAAUCACCUCCAGCACAUUCAGAGCGAUGUUUCUGCUAUAAGCAAUGCUUUUUUUUCUUAUGCUUGUUGUCAGCUUAUGUUCAAACAGAGAAAAGGCUGCUUGCAAACACCUCGUAAGCUGCCUCGUGGCAGAGGGCUCUGCUGGAAACGCCCAUAGUGUGGCAGCUGUGCUGGCAGGCAGAAGUGCUGCUCCCAUUGCAGCGCAUCCCUCACGCAGCCGUAAGCCAAACAAAUGAUCCAAGGCUGGGCCUUGCUCUCCUGCUCUGUGCUUCAGUGCUGCUUUUGAGAUAGCUCUCCAUGCUUGGAUUUCUCCUGGGAGCUGCUCUGGACGGCACAUGCAAUUCUUUUCGCGCCUCUGUUGUGCAUCAGAAUGAAGUGCAAACACCACUGCAUAGACUCAUGCAGCAGCCAGCUAUCUUGACAAGGCAAGGUUUCCUCUGACAGCCUGAUAACAAAGUUUCCCAUCCCAGAGAUGCAGAUUCAGAUGAUUUACAAAACAGAUGAUUGUUUUAUCGUCCUCCUGAUAGAAGAGUCACCAUCCGGGUAGGAGCGAGCUGGAUGCAGCUCACAGGUUGCAGCAUUGUGCCAGCUGCCCAGCUAACCUCAGCACAUUUCCCUGUACUGAAUCAUGUGUGUGAGUGGAGGGCCUGGUGCAGCUGCGCUGCUCUGUUUGCAGUUGUAGGACAGGUGCUGUGCUGGCUGUUGCACUCCGGUGGCUAUAAAUAACAGGGCUGCCGUGUGUUCAUCCUAUUCUUAGAGCAGGAUACGCAUCUCCUGCGCUGAGACGGGGCUUGGAGCCAGUAGGGCUAUCUAUGAAUCUCAUUCAUGAGCCCUCCUUCUUAGUUUCAAGUGCAAAAAUAAGGAAAUAAAAAAUCCCAAGCUACGUUUUUGGGGUUGGUUUUUGUUUCUUUAGGAGGGUGACAGAAUAGCACCAGCUGUUUGCACGCUGCCAGGCUGGAGCAGUAGGUGUGGGUUUGUUCUUACGGCGUUGGGUAGGAAUGGCUCUUGGUUGGCCCUCAGCUUGGCUGCUCACUUUGAUCUCCAUCUCCUCGCUGCCUUUCUGAGGCUCUGCCUCCCUUCUGCUCCCAGCGACACCCGGCACAACAGCAGCGAUCCCAGGGCGCUUUGCUGAGGCGCUUUGCUGGCGUAGGAUGUUUGGGGGCAUCAGCCCAACGCGGCCCUCGAGGGCUCCAGCGUUGUGCAUGGCUGCUGCCACGCAGCUCUUGCUAUCGGAGCCUCUUCCUCUGCCUGCAGCCGAUAAAAACGAACUGCUUCUGCUUCUGCGGGAGGUGAGCUCGUGCGAACCGGAGACGGGCUGACCGGCGGCCAGCGGCGGAUGUUGGGGUUAAUGAUUCAGAUGGGGGCAGGAAACCAGCAGCUGGCUAACGAUCCCCGGAGGAGCCGUCUCCAGCGCCCACACGAGGAGAUGGGACAGAAGGGGACGGCCGGCUGAGGCUGCGGGUAAGGUGGGCCGGGCUGAGCGCUGCGUGGGGUCCUGCAGAGGCGUGGGGACGGGCAGGUUGUCCCCCCCCCCGGUGGCGGUGAGCUCACAGAUCCCGGGCUGGAUCUCGGUGGCUGCUUUGAUGAGGGUUCGAGGUCAUCCCUACAAACUCUUUCCGAAGAGCUCCGUGCUGGAUGCUGCGCCCUGCUGCCGCUGCUCACGGCCAUCGUAUGCUGAGCUCCAAGGCUGGAUGUGGCUGGGCCAUGGCGCAGCCGGAGCUGCUGUGGGCGGCCGCUGGGCUGAUGCUGCUCGGGGUGGCUGUCAGUGCCUGCGUCAGGUGCCAGCUCUAUGCUACAAAGCGAGGAAAGGACGGCAGCCAGGGCAGCCGGCUGGAACGCCCGCAGCGCUUUGAGGUGAUCCGGUCCUGCUCUGCUGUGACCCGAAGGCCAGAACGGAUCAAGGAACCCGAAAACUUGGCGAGGAAAGCCCCCGAGGAGCUCAGCACCUCCUGUCACGUUGGCUUUGAGAGCAGUGCUGAGCCCCGCUACCAGAACUUCCUGACAGAGGACUGCCUGCAUGAGGAUGCUGCCUACGUGGAGCCUGUCCCGCUGGAUUACUACAGCCACAACAGGUUCUUCUCCCCACCCAACGAUGAGGACUCGCAUUCCUACCAAAACGUCAUCAUUGGGGAUCCUUGCAGCUCUGAGCUGGAUGAUGCAGAAGACUACGAGAACAGCACAGCGAUAGAAGUCUGGAAGGUGCAGCAAGCAAAAGCCAUGCUGUAUGCUGAGAGCCAGGAUGAGGAGCCAGACUACGUGAACACGGACCCUACGAUAGAUGCCGUUGUGCUGUCAAAGUGAAGGAGCUACGAGACUCACCGUUUCCACCCUCUGCUUUCAAGCGUUCUGCAUGAAGUCUGAAGCAGCCCUUUGCCGAGCUGGAGGAGCCCACCCAGCCACGUGCAUCGAGCGAGAGGCGUUUUCCAUCCCUCACUCACGUCUUUUCCCCAGAUUGUGCCCAGGAUCACACGGGACAGGUGUUGCUGAAAGGAAGAGAUGCUCUGCUUGAAGCCCUGACAUCCAACCACGCGACCGGAGGAAGAGCUCUGCCCAGCAGCAAAGCCUGCCCGAUGCACUCAGCAGCACCCACGGGCCCUGGUGCUGCCUGCCUUCCCUGCCUGCUGGAGGGAGCACGGCUGCUCUGUGCAAUGCUGUCUCCUGCCAAGCGUGAAAUGAUGCUUUAAAUUGCCGAGCGGCAGCGCAGCCAACUACUUAAUUUGUCAGGCUGACUCAUGCACGGCGGUAUUCAAAGGCAGGGAUUAGGUUUUGAUUGAGUUCCUACGCUCUCCUCCAGAAGCUGUUUCCUGCAGGAGAGGAGCUGGCAAGGCAGAGGUUGUUUCUACAGCAGCAGCGCUUCUCUGGAGCUCAAUGAGACACCAGACCGUUACAAAAGCUAAGGACUAAAGAGGAUUAAGCCCUCAUCUGCAGCUUGUAAUGCACAGUGUCUGUGGCAGUUCUCCUUGUGUUUCCUUAUCUGCUUUAUAACGAUACGAAGACGCUGCAGUGACUGAUGAGGUUCGAUCCACCACUGUCAGCCUCAGAAACUGCAGCACUGUGUGAGAUUUGGAACAUCAGUCCUGAAAUGUAACCCUCAUCUCUUGGGUUUGGCACCACCUCAGCACUUAUUUAUUAAAAUCGAGAAGCCCCCAAAGAAAA